Medicago truncatula (barrel medic) is the source of this 2325-nucleotide messenger RNA. Its product is annotated as polyadenylate-binding protein 7. Gene Ontology annotation, molecular function: RNA binding. The transcript is spliced from 10 exons. Lineage: Eukaryota; Viridiplantae; Streptophyta; Magnoliopsida; Fabales; Fabaceae. The record is from RefSeq and is a predicted model, not a curated record. The coding region runs from base 169 to 2058 and encodes 629 amino acids.
UCCUUCCUACACUCACUCACUCACACACAUCACCAGGAUCCUCUCAUUCAUAUUCACACACAUUCUUUCUUUCUUUCUUUCUUUAUCUCUCUCUCUCUCUCUCUCUCUCUCUCUCUCUCUCCAUUUUUGUUUCUUUCUUUAGAAACUAACAACUCACUCCAUCCAUCAAUGGCGGUUCCUCCCUCCGCCACUCCAGCUUCUCUUUACGUCGGCGAUCUCCAUCCCGACCUCUCCGACUCUCAGCUUCACGAUGCUUUCUCCGAUUUCAAAACUCUCGCUUCUGUUCGCAUUUGCCGAGACUCUUCCUCUGGUAAAUCACUCUGUUAUGGUUACGUCAACUUCCUCUCCCCUCACGACGCAAUUCGUGCCAUUGAGGUGAAGAAUCAUUCUACAUUGAAUGGAAAAGCUAUUAGGGUGAUGUGGUCACGUCGUGAUCCUGAUGCAAGGAAAAGUUGUAUAGGGAACGUGUUUGUUAAGAAUUUAGCUGAAUCAAUAGAUAAUUCUGGAUUAGAGGAUAUGUUUAAGAAGUUUGGGAAUAUUUUGUCAAGUAAAGUUGUAAUGUCUGAGGAUGGGAAGAGUAAAGGAUAUGGCUUUGUUCAAUUUGAAACAGAGGAAUCUGCAAAUGCUGCUAUUGAGAGGUUGAAUGGAUAUCUUGUUGGUGAUAAGCAAAUAUAUGUUGGAAAGUUUGUCAAGAAAAGUGACCGCAUAUCGUCUGGCCCGGAUACUAGAUAUACAAACUUGUACAUGAAGAAUUUGGACUUAGAUAUUUCAGAAACACUUCUGCGUGAAAAGUUUUCCUCUUUUGGGAAAAUCAUUAGCUUGGCUGUUGCAAAGGACAGCAAUGGUAUGUCAAAGGGUUUUGGCUUCGUGAACUUCGAUAACCCAGAAGAUGCUAAAAGGGCAAUGGAAACAAUGAAUGGAUUGCAACUAGGUUCAAAGAUUCUGUAUGUAGCCAGGGCACAGAAGAAGGCUGAGCGUGAGCAGAUCUUGCACCAGCAAUUUGAAGAGAAACGAAAGGAACAAGUCUUGAAAUAUAAGGGGUCAAACAUUUAUGUGAAGAAUAUUGAUGACAAUGUUAGUGAUGAAGGACUGAGAGAUCACUUUAGUGUAUGUGGCACUAUAACUUCUGCAAAGAUUAUGCGAGAUGACAAAGGGAUAAGCAAAGGAUUUGGUUUUGUGUGCUUCUCCACUCCUGAGGAGGCUAAUAAAGCUGUGAACUCUUUUCAUGGAUUCAUGUUCCAUGGUAAACCGCUAUAUGUUUCUCUUGCUCAGCGGAAAGAGGACAGACAGGCACAGUUGCAGCUCCAAUAUGCCCAGCAAAUUGCAGGACUCGCUGGGCCUUCAACUGCCAUUGUCCCUGGUGGAUAUCCUCCUUUCUACUACACAGCUACUGGUGUUGUUUCACACGCGCCUCCUCGUGCUGGGCUCGUGUAUCAGCCUAUGGCAUUGAGGCCUGGAUGGAGGGCUAAUGGCUCUGCACCUCCUGCCAGAUCAUUCCAACAGUCACCUACGCCUGUUGUUUCUAACAAUAAUACUAGGCAGCAUAGGCAAAAUAGGGGUAGGAUGAAUGGCCAUGCAGUAUCACAGGGAAAUACUCACUCUGGUACAUAUAUGCCACAAGCCCAGCAGGCUUCUCAGUCAGCGAUCUCUUCAAGAGAGUCAAGUACUCAGCAGAGAACUGGGCAAGCUAAGUAUGUACCUAGUGGGCGCCACCGUGAGAUGGAAAAAGGAUCUGGAUUAUCAUCUAGUGGAGGAUCCUUGGGACCAGAAGUGCUGCAUAGCAUGCUUGCUAAUGCUACUCCAGAGCAGCAGAAGGAGAUACUUGGCGAACAUCUAUACAUGCUUGUCCAGAAAAUCAAGCCUAACCUAGCAGCAAAGAUUACUGGGAUGCUUUUGGAGAUGGACAAUGCUGAAUUGCUGGUUCUCAUUGAAUCACCAGAGUCUCUUUCUGCCAAGGUGGAAGAAGCUUUCCAAGUGCUGAAGAACUCUAAAGCUAAAGUUUCUGGUCAGGAUGUACUUCAUUCAAAUUUCCUUUCAGCUGAGGUUGCUGUGAACUAAGUGAAGAAGCCUCCAGGAACGACAACCUUACAGUAUAUUUCCACAUGAAAAGAACUUUUAGUUUUAUGUUUUCCUUCCUUAGGGAUGAAGAGAAUUGGUAGUAAUAGUAAGAUUUAGGAUCUACUUUGUUUUGAAUUUUGUUUACAUGGAUUAACUUCAAUGAAUUUUGGUUCAAUAUUUUCAUUUUUCAUUAAUAUGCCGCAGCACAAACAGGGUACGCACACUAUUCCAAUCUCAGUAAUAUGUAAGCACGUCAACACUUUUAUA